AUCUUGACGACUUUCUGCGGUGUGGUGCCCGAAUUUUCAGUAUAUAAAUUCAGGAGUUUCUCUCAAUCCAUAUCCAAGAUGCCCAUCAAGUCAAUCAAGGCGCGUCAGAUUUUUGACUCUCGUGGUAACCCCACUGUUGAAGUUGACUUGGUCACAGAACUGGGGCUGUUUCGCGCGGCAGUGCCGUCUGGAGCCUCCACAGGUGUUCAUGAGGCAUUAGAGCUGAGAGACAACAUCAAGGGCGAGUACCAUGGCAAGGGUGUUCUCAAAGCCAUCAAGAAUGUUAAUGACACCAUUGCUCCUGAACUUCUAAAAGCUAACAUUGAAGUUACUGAACAGAAAAAGAUUGACGAGUUCAUGCUCAAUUUGGAUGGUACUGAAAACAAGUCCAAGUUUGGUGCCAAUGCGAUCCUAGGCGUCUCUCUGGCUGUGGCCAAGGCCGGCGCUGCCAAGAAGGGAGUGCCGCUCUAUAAGCAUUUGGCUGACUUGGCAGGCAAUGCCAACAUCGUGCUGCCAGUUCCUGCAUUCAAUGUCAUUAAUGGAGGCUCUCAUGCUGGCAACAAACUCGCCAUGCAGGAGUUCAUGAUUUUACCCACAGGCGCGUCAUCAUUCAGCGAGGCAAUGCGUAUGGGCUCUGAGGUGUACCACACCUUGAAAAAGAUCAUCAAGGAAAAGUUUGGUCUGGACUCUACAGCUGUUGGAGAUGAAGGAGGCUUCGCCCCUAACAUCCUCAACAACAAGGACGCUCUGUUUCUAAUCCAGGAUGCUAUUCAGCAGUCUGGAUAUGCUGGAAAGAUUGAAAUUGGUAUGGAUGUCGCAGCGUCAGAAUUCUUCAAGAACGAAAAGUAUGAUUUGGACUUCAAGAAUCCUAACUCCAAUCCAGCCGACUACCUGCCUGCUGAUAAACUUGCUGCACUGUAUCUGGAGUACAUCAAAGACUUCCCAAUAGUGUCCAUUGAGGACCCCUUCGACCAGGACCACUGGGACGCCUGGGCUACCCUCACUUCCCAAACACCAAUCCAAAUUGUUGGAGAUGACCUUACUGUGACAAACCCCAAGCGCAUCACGACUGCUAUUGAGAAGAAGGCCUGCAACUGCUUAUUACUAAAAGUAAACCAAAUUGGUAGCGUGACCGAGUCCAUCAAUGCUCAUCUCCUGGCCAAACAAAACGGAUGGGGCACCAUGGUCUCUCACAGGUCUGGCGAGACAGAGGACACAUUCAUUGCCGACCUCGUAGUGGGUCUAUCGACCGGUCAGAUCAAGACCGGCGCGCCCUGCCGUUCGGAGCGUCUGGCUAAGUACAACCAAAUCCUCCGCAUCGAAGAGGAACUCGGCGCCAACGCCAAAUACGCCGGCAAAAAUUUCCGCAGACCCGUCUAAACAAGCUCAAAUGAGCAUAUUCUAAUCACAUGCCUAUUCAUUUACAUAGUUUUCACUAAUUCUAUAGCAUUAAAAUAUGCUCAGGAUUAGCCUACUAUCGCAUUUACCUGAUAGUAUGGAGCAAAAUAAUAAUAAAUUGUUAUACCCAAUGUAGAGAUG
Messenger RNA from Hyposmocoma kahamanoa, 1539 nucleotides. It is a transcript of the gene Eno, whose product is annotated as enolase. Gene Ontology annotation, biological process: glycolytic process. NCBI's taxonomy places the organism in Eukaryota, Metazoa, Arthropoda, Insecta, Lepidoptera, Cosmopterigidae. The record is from RefSeq and is a predicted model, not a curated record. Bases 79 to 1380 code for a protein of 433 amino acids. Gene Ontology annotation, molecular function: magnesium ion binding; phosphopyruvate hydratase activity. The transcript is spliced from 8 exons. Gene Ontology annotation, cellular component: phosphopyruvate hydratase complex.